Molecule: messenger RNA, 429 nt
Organism: Mercurialis annua (annual mercury)
Lineage: Eukaryota; Viridiplantae; Streptophyta; Magnoliopsida; Malpighiales; Euphorbiaceae
Product: 2S seed storage albumin protein-like
Exons: 1
Coding region: 1-429 (142 amino acids)
Molecular function (GO): nutrient reservoir activity
Source: RefSeq, a predicted model, not a curated record
AUGGCAAACCUCAUUCCUACAGUAGCAGCCAUCGCUGUUCUUCUGAUCAUCACAGCCAAUGCAUCUUCUGCUUACAGAACCGCCACCAUCACCACCACCACGGUGGACGAAACCAACCCGACAGGAAAACUAAUGGAAUGCCGCAGCGAUGUCGACAAGGCAAAGUUGAACGACUGCGCGCUGUACUUGAUGGGAUCAAAACAAGGCUCUUCUUCGGACUAUGUGCAGCGGUGCUGCAAUGAAAUAAAGCGAGUAGGUGAAGAUUGCCAAUGUGACGCACUCAAAGUUGUUUCUCUGAAGCUGCUGGAGAAAGGUAUGGUAGAGCUGGAUGAGUUUGACGGGGUGAUAGAGAGAACAAGUUUCGCUUCUUCUUCUUGUGGUCUUCGACAGCGUUGCCGUGGCCGAUCAAUCUUCUGUUGGAACUUUUGA